Entrophospora candida is the source of this 498-nucleotide messenger RNA. Lineage: Eukaryota; Fungi; Glomeromycota; Glomeromycetes; Entrophosporales; Entrophosporaceae. The record is from the annotation of a GenBank genome assembly.
GACAUUGCGACUCAACAAGCAUUAUUACUAGAAAUUUAUUCGUUAGUAUCAAAAAGACCAGACACAGCAUGUAAUUUUCUUGAUGGUAGCCAAAUGCUGGGUGGUAAAGAUACACGUGUUAUCUAUAGACAUUAUGCUACUUUAUAUUUUGUGUUUGUCGUAGAUGAAUGUGAAAGUGAAUUGGGAAUAUUGGAUUUAAUUCAGGUUUUUGUGGAAAGUUUAGAUAAAUGUUUUGAAAAUGUUUGUGAACUUGAUUUGAUAUUUCAUUUUGAGGAGGUUCAUAAUAUACUUUCAGAAUUAAUCUCAGGUGGAAUGGUUUUGGAGACAAAUAUUCAAGAGAUUGUAGGAGCAGUUAGUGAAGCCAAAAAAUUAAAGAGACGCACAACGGGUACAAUGGCAACAAUUGCUGGAAGUGGUGCUGGUGCAGCCGCAAGAGAUUUAGGUGCAAAUAUAGCAAGCACCCUGACAUCAACAUUACAGAUGACCUUACAAAACACU